UUCCUCUCGCCGUGUUCCCGCGCCGUUCCGGUCUUCAGGGCGGACUGUGAGAGGAGAGGAGUUCGUCACGCUGCCCCGCCUACAUCCUGGCUGCCCCGCCUACAUCCUGACAGCUAAUGUUCCACGCUCCGCGGGCCGGAAUAAAAGUCCUGGCUUUUGAGGCGGCCGCCCCGAGAGGAGAGGAGGGAGGGGAGCGGGCGUCCGGCACACAGAAGAGCCGCAUGUGGCUCGCGAUCCGCGGCUUGCCGACCACUGAAACCCUAUUGCCUGUCACCUGGUGGGCAGUGUGCUCCGGAGCCGCAGCAAAGAUGAAAAAGAGCCGCAUGCGG
This is a messenger RNA of Staurois parvus, 329 nucleotides long. NCBI's taxonomy places the organism in Eukaryota, Metazoa, Chordata, Amphibia, Anura, Ranidae. The record is from the annotation of a GenBank genome assembly.